AUGGCGGGAGACGACCCGUUCGCCUUCCUAGCAACCCAGGAACCACCUAAACCGCUCCAAUCAUCCAAGUCUGUUAGGCGAUUGAACUGGGGUGGACGAGAAAAGACAGAGAAGCCAGAAAAGACAGAAAAAACCGCCGGCGAUCAAAAAUCUAAAUGGCGUGAAAAGCUGUUCUCAAAAGAUAGAGACGCUAAGCAAGUAGUGGCUACUGAACGUCAACUGGACGACUUUCUUGGAUACAAUCGCCCCCGGCCGAUACCCGAAUCCCCCAUCGUCGUCUCUGCUGUUGCCGAUCCUACUUUUGAAUCGGGUUCACCGCAACGACGAGACCUUUCUACGCCCCCAUCUCCCCCCAAACAAUAUGUCGCCCUUUCCCCGCAGUCCAGCACUCAGGCUAGCCCCCCGAAACCAAAACCACGACGACGCAAAGGGCUACGAGUGACAUUCACAGAUCUACCACCAGAGGUCAUGGGUGAAGGUGGUGAUGAGUCUGAGGAACCUACGGUGGAAAUAUCUCGCAAGAAGGGUCGCCCUACGAAAGAUGACCCAAAAUCACAAAUCGAUGAUGGAUAUGAAGACCUCCAGGAUCGCCGGCCGACUCUACCUGAGCUACACUUGGAUACAUCUUUUGCUGGUAGUGCUGCACCAAGCGCACAGCCCGACAAGCCUCUAGCCUGGAAGCCCCUAUUGAUAAGUCCGCAGGAUCAAGACUUUCUCUUGGCAUUGAAUUCAGGCGAACCAGGGUCAAGAUUAUCCUUCCGAGCAUCUCCCGAUUCCAAAUCAUUUGCACGCAGGAUUCAUGCCCGAAUGCAGGAGGAAGAAGGACUUGCGCUACAGCACCGUUUACAACAAGAAGAUCCCACGUCACCGACUGAGGUAGAUGAUGAAGCUAAGCCCCGACAACAGGAAGCACUACCCACUCAUCCGUCAUUCACGUCGCAGCGGUCCCAGCUUUCCCAGCAGUCGCUGAACGUUGAUGUUGCGGCGCCUACAUUAUCACUUCGAACCAGCCCGGUUCCGGCUGUCCAUGACCAGGUCAAAGCGCUCCGACGUGACGAUAUUCCUGAGAUUCUGUCGCCUGGAGGAAGUUCUGCCAGCAGUCUUUCACCAACUACAGAUGAGCCGAAACAUGCGUUUCCGCCUCCUGAAGCAUCUCGCCCUCAACCAACUGGUCCUCCUCCUCAGUAUCAGGCAAGUCCGACGACGCGAGUGGCCACGGAACCGCCCAAGCCUCCCGCCGCUGCUUCGGCGCCUCGCUCAGCAAAGAUGACUCUUCGGUCGGUAGCUAAUGCUAUGGGGGACACAGCUUACCAGGAAUUCACAGCUUAUGUAGAGCGGUUCAACAGUCUUUACGGUUUAACUGCAGAAAAUGUAAAACCAUUAAUGGAGACAUCAUUUGCUGAAUGGAUAAGAGCUUCCACAUGGUGGUUUCUCCGCGGUCGAUCUGGAUUAGAAUCUGCUGUACGCUCGGGACGCAACCCAGAUGCGACUGAAGCUAUGCAGGCAGUUGUUGAUCUUGGCAAAGCAUGGUGGAUUUCUACUCAAAUUGUGCCGAAGCACCCUGAGUUGACCUGUUAUGGCAGAAUGAGCAUUGAUGCUUUGGUUGCUGUGGCCAGCACCGCAGGAGACCAUAGGAUGGCCGGUUUAGUCAAUCUACAUCAGAAAAUCAUGAAUCAUUUACGUGCAUUGACCGUUUCUAUGAAACGGAAUCAAAUCCUGUCCGCUAUUGGGUCCACUGAAGUCAACGACCAUCCGAUAGAUACUAACAUCUGGGUGAGGUAUCCCUUCUUCGCACCGGAUGUGGCGGCUGCGGUUUCAGGGUCAAAUAGACGUUCCAUGUUGAUUGACUCAUCAUCACAAUUGGCUAAUACCCCUGAGAUGAUGUUAGUGGGAGAUACUAGCCGAUAUUUCAGUUAUGGAACUAUGUUUGUGGAAGUCUCUUUGACUAGUGAUGACGACGAUGAUACUUCACAAUAUGCCAUCCAAUGCGUAUUAUCCAUCAGAAGAGACAGGUCCGACUCAUAUGUACUUGCUGCUCUCUCCAGUCAAAGUGAACUUGUCAAUAUCUUGAUUCAAACCGAACGAAAGAACGGGCCAACGUGGGACGAUGUUCAAUGGCAAGUGAAAGCGCGGACGAUGACAGUCAAGCUUCGGCGUGGAUUUGAAUUGAAUGUGGCAUUUACAGAAAAAGAUUUCAAGAUGCUUUGGAAUAUUGUCCAGUACACACUCAAGACGGAAGCGAGCCUUAACCCUGAGGCUGGUGAAAGGAGAAUAUUCCAGGACACUCUAAAAAUGUUUCAGUACAUGGACUCGGGCACGCCGAAAACCUUCCCUUCCGAACCCUCGCCGCUUUGUCGGAUGGCGUUAUUUGAGAAGACUGUUACGUGGACUGAAGGGACAGGAACUCGUAAAGCCCACCGGGGUUUCCGCCUUGCCGUUGUGACGAAUCCUCAGACCAAAACACUGAGCAGCGUACAACAUACCCUGGGCUAUGGAGCGCCUAUCGUGUUCGGUUAUCUUCGUGGUGAAAAUGGAUCACCUGCCUUGUUGCUCAAGUUGAAGGAAGAUUCACGCCCGCGUUCGAUGGUGUUAACUUUUGAUCGUAUUGAACAACGAACUUUGAUGCAUUCCCUCUUGCUCGGCAUGCUUGCCAAUGAAAACGAAACCACAUGUCCUAAUCUUCCAACUCGUUCGUUCUCGAUAGAAGAGGCCCGUGAUCCUGUGACGGGAGGGCCGGGAAUGUCUCAUCUCAAGUUCAACGCAGGAUCUGUAUCUGUCAUCGACCUGGAUUCAUCAUAUCCUUAUCUGGAUCGCAGUUAUGGCCAACAGGUUCUUUCCGAGAGUCUUCGUGCGCUCAUCAGCACCGAAUGGGGGACGGUUACGGAUCGUAUCAAUCUGGGUCCUGGAGAAAUGAAAAUCGGCUUGGACCCCAAUUCCAACACUACAUUCACCAUGUACCGUGCCCGCCAGGAGGACAUGACCGUGGCUAUUGCCGAAAAUCUCGUGGAAAAAGAGCUGCCGGACAGCUUGACGCAAUUUUUAGAGGCUUCUAAGACUAAGCCUACGAUUCGACGUUUCGAAUUCAGCUCGGUUGAGGAUCUACACAAAUUUCAGGAGAUGAUGACUGGAUUCCGCGUUGUCUUUGAUAGCACGGUAACAAGCUUUGCCAUUGCUCGUCGACGUAUGGUCGUGCCAAUUCACAAGAAAUGGGAAGCAAGUGGAGUGCGACUGCAACUUGUGGUUCAGAAUAAAACCAUCCAACUAUUGGCUUUCUUUGGCGGCGAUUUCAGCCAUGGAAAGUGUAUGAAUUUCUUGCUCCGGGGAACCGAUAACUACGAAAGCUCCAGCCGGUCUGGAAAAUGUACCGUCCGAAUCGUUGAUGCUAAAUUCGCCCUUCCCAAGAAAGAUGAAGAGGAAGCAUCCGCAUUUGUCUGUUUGGAUAUGCUCGAGUAUGCAACCGAACAUGACGAUAUUACCAUUGUUUUUGAAUCCGAGCAAGAUCGCAGCAAAUUUCUUACGUGCCUGCCUGGCUCCACACGAGAACCUGCACGAAUGGCAUCCAUGCGCAGAUAA
Talaromyces marneffei is the source of this 3573-nucleotide messenger RNA. RefSeq lists its product as uncharacterized. Lineage: Eukaryota; Fungi; Ascomycota; Eurotiomycetes; Eurotiales; Trichocomaceae. The coding region runs from base 1 to 3573 and encodes 1190 amino acids. The record is from RefSeq and is a predicted model, not a curated record. The transcript is spliced from 4 exons.